AUGUACAACUGUGAAUGCAUUUUGCUAUCUAUCUCUCUAUAGUAGAAAAGAGGAAACACACAAACAAAACAAUAGUAGAAAAGAAUAAUUAAGUAAAGGAAAGAAGUCUCUCUUUUAAUCUAUUCCACUUGUAUCUCUCAUCUUCAAAGAAGCAAGAGAUUGAUAGAUCUCUUCCUCGUUGCUCAAAAAAAUAAAGAUCUCUUCCUCAGGUUGGUCCUCUUUGCCUCACCAUUUCUGUGCAACAUCCACCAUCACCAUCAAUCUUCUGAAUCCAUCUCUCUGUAGUAGCUACCUCACUAAUACUAGGAAGUAUCUAAUCUCUCUGUCUCUCUCUUUUAACUAUUUUGUAAGCCAAGAUGUUAGAUGCAUCCACUCCAUCUUACUUUCAAAGUUCUGAAACUUAAUAUAUGAUGCCCUAAAUAUUUCAAUAUCCAGAAAAGAACCCUAAUCUCUCGAACCCUUGUUUAGAUCUUUUAUUAAAAAAAACUAUGGAUUUGAUCUCUCAAAAUCACAAUAACAAGAACCCUAAUACCACUCUCUCGACACAACCUCCCCCCUCUAGCCGCUACGAGAACCAGAAACGCCGUGAUUGGAACACUUUCUGCCAAUACCUCAGAAAUCAUCGUCCACCGAUCUCUCUACCGUCUUGCAGCGGCGCGCACGUCAUAGAGUUUCUGCGUUACCUUGACCAGUUUGGGAAAACCAAAGUCCACAACCAAAACUGCGCCUUCUUUGGCCUCCCAAAUCCUCCGGAGCCUUGUCCUUGUCCUCUUCGACAAGCUUGGGGAUCACUUUACGCUCUUAUCGGUCGUCUCCGUGCCGCCUACGAGGAGAACGGUGGAGCUCCCGAGACCAGCCCUUUUGGCUCAAGUUCAGUCAGGAUUUUCCUAAGGGAGGUUAAAGAUUUUCAGGCUAAAGCACGUGGAGUUAGCUACGAGAAGAAGAGGAAAAGGGUCAAUAAUCAAAAGCAAAUAACCCAAUCGGGUUUGCAGCCGCCUCUAGUGCCGCAACACCAGCAGCAAGGUCAGUCUAUGAUGGCUAAGUACCACCACAGUGCAACUUGAUAAUGUCAUACAGCUUCGACAAAUAAGUAUGCUCGUAUCUAGCUAUUUACACGCACCAGACUUUGUACUUGUAUAAUACUAUAAUGUAAAAUCCCUGAUUUACUCCAUCUACUACACUAUCG
This is a messenger RNA of Raphanus sativus (radish), 1186 nucleotides long. RefSeq names its product protein LIGHT-DEPENDENT SHORT HYPOCOTYLS 2-like. Lineage: Eukaryota; Viridiplantae; Streptophyta; Magnoliopsida; Brassicales; Brassicaceae. Gene Ontology annotation, biological process: response to light stimulus; mRNA transcription. Bases 489 to 1064 code for a protein of 191 amino acids. Gene Ontology annotation, cellular component: nucleus. The transcript has a single exon. The record is from RefSeq and is a predicted model, not a curated record.